GGCUGGUACUAAUGUCACAAAUCCCAAAAAAUUGAAAUGAGUGCAACAACAUAUUACGAUCUCCAUCUGUCGGGACUAUUCUGUGAUGCCAUCCUCGAAGUUGAGGAUGUUCAAUUUCGAAUCCAUAGGAUCGUCCUCUAUGAUUGUAGUCUUUACUUCCAAGCUCUCUUUGAACGCUGGCCAACCAAAAACAAUGCUUUCCGCAUACCCCUUGUGUCUGCUGACAUGAUGCGGCUCAUCAUUGAGUUUGCAUACACCGGCUCCGUUGCUUUGACAGAGGACAACGUGCAGGAGUUGAUGAUCAAAGCUGAUAUGCUCAACAUAAUGGGCAUUAUACAAGCAUGCGCCGACUUUAUCAGUGAGAAACUCUGCCCACAUAACUGCACUGGCAUCUGGCAGUUCACAAAUAUCUUCCAAAUGUCUGAGCUGCGGUGCAAGGCCUUCUGCUACAUCAUCAAGCACUUUGAGGAAGUCGCUCACUGCAAAGAGUUCCUGCAGCUCUCUGCGGAAGAGCUUAGCAAAUUCAUUGGCAAAGAUGAGCUCAAUGUGAGGAUUGAAAGUUCUGUGUUUGAAGCAAUUUUGCGCUGGAUCGCCCACGUACCCAAGGAACGAGAGCAACACAUUGCUGUGCUUCUGUCUCAGGUGCGGCUGGGCCUGACAAGCGAAGAUUACAUCAAGACCAAGGUGAUCAGCAAUAGGCUGGUGAAGAACGACCCUCAGUGCAAGAAAAUAGCAGACAGUUCUCUCAAAAUUAUAUUGCACAGACUCGCACACAGAUCUGUGCCAUAUGGUUUGAGGAACACUCUUGCCCGUCCUCGUGUGCCUCAUUCAAUCAUGUUGGCCAUUGGAGGGUGGGACGUGAGCUCUCCAAUCUGCAAUAUUGAGGCCUAUGAUUUCCCUGCUGACCUCUGGAUCGGCGUCUCAGACAAGAUGGAGCAUCCUCGGGCCUAUCACGGCACAGCCUUCCUAGAUGGUCGUGUCUACUGUAUCGGUGGCUUUGACAGACUGAACUUUUUCAAUAGCGUGGACAGGUUAGACCUGGCGACACACACCUGGCAGGAGGUGGCGCCCAUGCACUACCGCCGCUGUUACGUGAGUGUAACCGUGCUGAACGGGUUCAUCUAUGCCUUUGGAGGCUCUGACGGACACGAACGACACAACACUGCAGAGCGCUACUGUCCUGAAACCAACCAGUGGACACUCAUUACACCUAUGCAUUCGCGGAGGAGUGACGCCAGCUGCACAGUACUGCAUGACAAGAUAUACAUUUGCGGUGGUUUCAGCGGGACCGUGUACCUGAACACAGCUGAAUAUUAUGAUCCAGAAACCAACCAGUGGACAAUGAUCAGCCCAAUGAGAUCCAGGCGAAGAGGACUCAGUGUUGCUGCAUAUAAUAAUCAAAUUUAUGCAGUUGGUGGCUUUGAUGGUCACAACCGUCUGUCAACUGUUGAGAGUUAUGACCCCGAGACCAACGCCUGGAACCAGCUGAACUCCAUGUUGAAUUGCCGUAGCAACUUUUGCCUCAAUGUGAUGCAAGACCAGAUAUUUGUUGUUGGGGGCUUUGACAUCUCCUCCGUCACUCAAAUGGCAGAAGUCUAUAUUCCUCACACUGAUGAUUGGUUUAACAUCUGUAAGUCAGAAAUCUCCCGCAGCGCCGCAUCUUCCUGUGUUGUGUCCGGAAUCCCCAACAUGGCUGACUACAUGGUAUCUCGAGACUUACUGCCACAUUCUGAUGUGGACGAUAGUUCAUGGGAUUCUGACUAACACUUGUGCACAAAUGGUGUGCUUUUGGGCAAUCAAUACAUUUGGCAAUCAGAAAAUUAUUAAGUAUUUAAAAAACAAAAUUCAAUAAUAACUUUAAUUGAUAAAAGAUUAAUCUGGGCACCAGCCUUCAAAGGGAGGGAAAAGAUAGCCCCUUUUAUUGAUUAAGUCUCAUGAAAUUACUGACUACAAAUUUGGAAUCCUGAUUAAUAUCU
Paralichthys olivaceus (Japanese flounder) is the source of this 1976-nucleotide messenger RNA. RefSeq names its product kelch-like protein 10. Gene Ontology annotation, molecular function: protein binding. The record is from RefSeq and is a predicted model, not a curated record. Lineage: Eukaryota; Metazoa; Chordata; Actinopteri; Pleuronectiformes; Paralichthyidae.